This is a messenger RNA of Myotis davidii, 1758 nucleotides long. It is a transcript of the gene UEVLD, whose product is annotated as UEV and lactate/malate dehyrogenase domains. Gene Ontology annotation, molecular function: ubiquitin binding; oxidoreductase activity, acting on the CH-OH group of donors, NAD or NADP as acceptor. The coding region runs from base 88 to 1503 and encodes 471 amino acids. NCBI's taxonomy places the organism in Eukaryota, Metazoa, Chordata, Mammalia, Chiroptera, Vespertilionidae. Gene Ontology annotation, cellular component: ESCRT I complex. The transcript has 12 exons. The record is from RefSeq and is a predicted model, not a curated record. Gene Ontology annotation, biological process: carboxylic acid metabolic process; protein modification process; endosome to lysosome transport.
GGUCCUCGGCGGCCGCCGUCCAGGAGCCGGUGCGAAAGGAGGCCGAGGAGCUGGGGUCGGGGAUCGGACUCGGGAACCCGCCUGGAGAUGGAGUUUGACUGCGAGGGUCUGAGACGGCUGCUGGGCAAGUACAAGUUCAGGGAUCUAACUGUGGAAGAACUAAAGAAUGUAAAUACGUUUUUCCCACAUUUCAGAUAUUCCAUGGACACCUAUGUUUUCAAAGAUAGUUCCCAGAAAGACUUGCUGAAUUUCACUGGUACUGUUCCUGUGAUGUAUCAGGGUAAUACAUAUAACAUACCAAUUCGUUUGUGGAUUUUGGAUUCUCACCCUUUUGCUCCCCCCAUUUGCUUCUUAAAGCCAACUGCAAAUAUGGGAAUCUCAGUUGGAAAACAUGUGGAUGCUCAAGGCAGAAUAUACUUGCCCUACCUCCAAAACUGGAGCCAUCCUAAAUCUGUUGUUGUAGGAUUAAUUAAAGAAAUGAUUGCCAAGUUUCAAGAGGAACUUCCCCUGUAUUCUCUAUCAUCAUCUGAUGAGGCACGGCAGGUGGAUUUGCUAGCCUAUAUUGCAAAAAUCACUGAAGGUAUCUCAGACAUAAAUUCAAAGAACUGGGCAAAUCAUGAGAAUAAAACAGUAAAGAAAAUUACUGUGGUUGGAGGUGGAGAACUGGGAGUUGCCUGCACAUUAGCAAUUUCAGCAAAGGGCAUUGCAGACAGACUUGUCCUCUUAGACCUCUCAGAAGGAACUAAAGGAGGGAUGAUGGACCUUGAGAUCUUCAGCCUACCUAAUGUGGAGAUCAGCAAAGAUUUGACUGCUUCUGCUCAUUCCAAAGUGGUCAUCUUUACCGUUAACUCUUUGGGUAGUUCUCAGUCCUACCUUGAUGUGGUGCAGAGGAAUGUGGAUAUGUUCAGAGCCCUUGUCCCAGCUCUGGGACAUUAUAGUCAACACAGUGUCCUGCUUGUUGCAUCUCAACCAGUGGAGAUCAUGACUUAUGUGACAUGGAAACUGAGUGCAUUUCCUGCAAAUCGAGUAAUUGGAAUUGGAUGCAAUCUGGACUCACAGAGGUUACAGUAUAUUAUUACAAAGGUUUUAAAGGCAGAGACUUCAGGAAAACCAGUGUGGGUUAUUGGUGAGCAGGGAGAAGACAAAGUUACCAAAUGGGGUGGCCAAGAAGAAGUCAUGAGUCAUAACUCUCAGGUGCAGCUGUCCAGCAGAGCCAUGGAACUAUUAAAAGUAAAAGGUCAAAGAUCCUGGUCUGUUGGACUAUCAGUAGCUGACCUAGUUGACAGUCUUAUAAAUGAUAGAAAGAAAGUGCAUUCUGUAUCAACUUUAGCAAAGGGAUAUUAUGAUAUAAAUAGUGAAGUGUUUUUAAGUUUGCCUUGCAUCCUUGGAACCAGUGGGGUAUCUGAAGUCAUCAAAAGCACAGUGCAAGAAGACAGAGUGACUGAGAAGCUCCAGAGCAGCGCCUCCUCACUUCAUGAUCUCCAGCAACAGUUAAAACUUUAAGUCCAAAGUUCACAGCUACUUGGAGGGAAGCGUCAUUUAAUUUUGCCAACAUAUAUAGGGUUGAGGACUUCUGUAUCUUAUUACUUAUCCUUACAAACUGCUUGGUUAAGGGAGAUGGUUUUUUGGUUGGUUUUGUAAUUUGAACUCUUAGGGAGUUAGAUAAGGAGGGGGAAAAUCUGAUUUUCUUUGUCAUUCUUUCUAUAACUACUAGAGGCCCGGUGCACGAAAUUCGUGCACUGGUAGGGUCCCUAGGCC